AAUAGAACGAAAAAUUUAAUUUACGUCGUAGAAGAUAAAUAUUAUUAAUGUAAAGUUUUUUAUUAAAAUGUAAGAAAGAAAAUUUCUGUGAAAGACAAUUCCGUGAACCACGCAUGCGCGUAACUUCUAACUUUGAGAUUAAAUCGAAGAGUACUGCUUCACACUGCCAUUCUGUCUGUGUGAGUGAGUGUGGCUGCAUGUUGCAUAUGUAUGUCGUGUCACGGGUUUCUCCAAUUACCAAUAAUACGAGAGUAGUAUUGAAAGAUCUUGCUCGUUCUAAUAACCCUUCUUAUUUUCGCGUAUUAUCUUUCGUACAAUAUAAACAUAUUUGCGUCCAAUUAAAAGAAACUACAUUAUUGUCAGAUAGGUUCCGUAGAUCGAUUGAUUGAAAAGUUCAAGCGGAUCGCGGAGCUUUCGAUUUUAGUUACUUAUCGAGUUUAUAAAUGCUUACAUGUGUAUACAUAUGUAGAUAGAUGCGUUUUUCGUCAUGCACGAUCAGACUUUCGGUAUUGAUAUCUUAGAAUGAUAUAUAAAUGUCGAUAUUUGGCAUCGCUUAUUUCUCUUUGCUCUGGUUUAUCUAUAACAUACAUAAAGGCUGUAACUAAAGUAUUAAGGAUUGUAGUGAACUUGAGCAAGACUUUCCGACAAUCUUUUAUAUGAUCGUGCAGUAAAAUAAUAACGUGAAAUGGCAGAGGAGUGCAACGAGGUUAAAUCAGCAGGACCAUCUUCGCCAAGAAGUCCACUUAGCAAUGGAACAGGCGUAAAAGCUUGUAGUCCGCAUUCUCCGAGGCAACCAAGGCGUAUAAAGCUAACAGGACAACAAUUGGAUAACUUAACGAAAGACGAAUUGGCAGCCAAAUGGCAAGAACAGGAUUUAUAUGUGGAAUAUCUAGAGGCCCAAGCAGCAGCUCAGGAAGGUGAAUUAGCUUCGUUGAGAGAAUCCGAGGAUAAGUUCAGACAGCAACAUAUCGAUGCAUCUCAUCGUGAAAAAAUCUUAGUGAGGAGGCUUGCCUCUAAAGAACAGGAACUGCAAGAAUGUGUUAAUCAAAUAUCUGAAAUGAAAGCAGCCCAAGUUCCAUCUGCUGCUUCAUUAAGGUCUGCUUUGUUAGAUCCAGCUGUAAAUAUUUUGAUACAAAAAUUAAGGCAAGAAUUGGUCACAACAAAAGCUAAAUUAGAAGAUACACAGAGUGAACUAAGUGCAUGGAAAUUCACACCAGAUAGUAAUACUGGAAAAAGAUUAAUGGCCAAAUGUAGAUUAUUAUAUCAAGAAAAUGAGGAAUUGGGUCGAAUGAUAGCUAGUGGAAGAAUUGCUAAAUUAGAAGGUGAACUCGCAUUACAAAAAAGCUUCAGCGAAGAAGUUAAAAAAUCUCAAUCAGAGCUAGACGAAUUUCUUCAAGACCUAGAUGAAGAUGUGGAGGGUAUGCAAAGUACAAUUUAUUUUUUGCAACAAGAAUUACGUAAAGCACGAGAGUCGGUUAUUUUACUGCAACAAGAAAAUGCGGUAUUGAAAAUAACUGGCGCUGCCGGUACCGGUGAAAAUAAUUCAACAAAUUUAACUAACGGAUUGUCGCCUCAUACAUCUUCAAUUAAAAAGGAAAAAUCAGAGGAGAACAUAGCUAUAGAAGUAAAGAGCUCGAAACUCUUAAUAGAAGAAAGUGAUAUGUGUAAAGCUACGAGAACUUCACCGUUACUAGAUAAUAAUAAACUACUUCAAAGUGAGCGCGCAAGUAUUGAAAGAGGAGUAGAGCGAAUAGACAGAAAAAUAAAUCAAACAGAUCAUAAUGACGAAAGUUCGAGCGAUUCGGCUGCUUUAAUAAUCAAAGUCGAAAAUGAAGAGUUAAGUGAUAGGGAAGAAGAUCACGAGGAAAAUCGAAAUAACAAAAAAACAUUGAGGACUAAGAGUUAUGAUAAAUACAGUGGAAAAACGAAUGGGGAUGAAGUAUUGACUAGAGCGACUAGGGGUAGGGAAAGGACAAAAAGGGACAAAAGUGCACCAAGCAGUGACGACGAAAGGACGCAUAAAAAGAAAAGAAGAGAAAGUGUUCUUUCUCUGGAUUAUAACGACGCUGACGAUGAUGCAUUAGUUCUGACCAAUGGUGAGACUCUUCAAAGUGAUCCCGAGUGAAUAAUCCCUAUUCUGCAUUAUCGUUUCACCGCACGUAAUUUGUUAGAAAAAUAACGUGGUUCGCAAUAUAGAAUUAAUGUCCAUUGUACAAAAACAGAAUUUGUACUUAUUUCUUGGUAACAAAAUUCUGUGCUAUUCUAAUCCUGUAGUAUUAUAGUUCGUAUACUAAUUAUCAUGUGUAACUUUGUACUUCUGAUACUAUUGGUGAUUCUUCAAUUGAGUCAAAUAAGCUAUUAUCUCAUUUUCAUAUUUCUUUAAAUCACUCUCUGUGUAUAUUAUAUUAUAUUAUAUUGUA
This is a messenger RNA of Vespula pensylvanica (western yellowjacket), 2420 nucleotides long. RefSeq names its product pre-mRNA-splicing regulator female-lethal(2)D-like (gene fl(2)d). Gene Ontology annotation, biological process: regulation of alternative mRNA splicing, via spliceosome. NCBI's taxonomy places the organism in Eukaryota, Metazoa, Arthropoda, Insecta, Hymenoptera, Vespidae. The transcript is spliced from 6 exons. Gene Ontology annotation, cellular component: nucleus. The record is from RefSeq and is a predicted model, not a curated record. The coding region runs from base 686 to 2125 and encodes 479 amino acids.